Molecule: messenger RNA, 1838 nt
Organism: Rhinichthys klamathensis goyatoka
Lineage: Eukaryota; Metazoa; Chordata; Actinopteri; Cypriniformes; Leuciscidae
Gene: fam20a
Product: FAM20A golgi associated secretory pathway pseudokinase
Exons: 11
Coding region: 225-1808 (527 amino acids)
Cellular component (GO): Golgi apparatus
Molecular function (GO): protein serine/threonine kinase activator activity
Source: RefSeq, a predicted model, not a curated record
AGAGAGAGAGAGAGAGAGAGAGAAAGCAAAGCAACUUGACUCACUGGGGCACUGCGCUGUCUGGGUCAGAUGUGCGAGGAGCAACACAAGGCUCUCCUAAAAGGAAUAAGCAGGGAACAUAGGAGUCAGAUCUGUCCAUGAAGACCUGGAGAUUAAUUUCCCCAACUUAGCCAGCUAGGAGAACAUCUCAUCCCUGCUGGAGUCGAACUGGGUCUGGAAGGGACAUGAGGAGGGACCGGCUGCUGGUGGCCGUCACUUUGGUCACCCUCUUGGCAGCUGACAUCCAUUUUGUCCUGCUUCCCAGACUCAAAAGCUGGUAUCAUCUGCCCAGAGAAAGCUGCGAGUGCAGGGUCACCAAUGGCAGCCUGGACAACAGAGGUGCUACAACCUCAACAUGGAUGAUGACGAGCCAGAAUUUCACACCAGUUUCCACCGAGAGAAGCUCCAAGCUGGAGAGGCUGUUCAGUCAUCCGCUCUACAACAUCCGUCUUCCAGAACUGGGGCCCGACGAACUGCUUCUGCAGCGUGAGGAGCUCAGGAAUUACUACAAGAGGAAAGUGAGCCGCUGGGAGAGACUGAAAAAGUUCUACAUCGAGGCGGCAGCAGCUUCAAACAUCACUAUACCUGAUCAUCCCGUGACCUUUGACCCGGAGGCCAGUUGGCUGCAAUUCCACCUGGGGAUAAAUCGAUAUGGUCUGUACGCGAGAGAUGACAGCAGCGUGGACAGACUCCUGAGGGACAUGCAGACGGCCACCGUCAUCAGUGCAGAUUUCACUCAGGAUGAGAAAGCUUUGAAGGGUGCGUGCGACUGCUCCCAAGUGGUUAAACCAAGCGGUCUUCAUCUGAAAUUGGCCCUGAAACUCCAAGACUUUGGCAAAGCUAUGUUUAAACCAAUGAGACAGGAGCGGCACGAAGAGACGCCGGAGAACUUCUUCUAUUUUGUGGACUUUCAGAGACACAAUGCUGAGAUUGCAGCUUUCCACCUCGACAGAGUGCUGGACUUCCGGAGGGUUCCUCCUGUGGCGGGGCGGUUCGUCAAUGUGACGGGGGAAAUCUUGUACAUAACCCACAACGAGGAACUGCGCAGUGUUUUCUUCAUCUCUCCAGCCAACAACACAUGUUUCUUCGCUAAGUGUUUAUACGUGUGUAAGUCGGAGUACGCAGUGUGUGGUCACCCGGAUCUGCUGGAGGGAUCCAUGUCUGCGUAUCUGCCCGGUUUGAGCAUCGCCCCGCGCAUCUCCAUCCCGAACCCCUGGAUCCGCUCCUACAGCUUCACCGGGAGAGAGGAGUGGGAGGUCAAUCCGUCAUACUGCGACACGGUCAAAAAGCUUUAUCCCUACAACUCUGGGAACAGACUGCUCAACAUCAUUGACAUGGCCGUUUUUGACUUUCUCACAGGAAACAUGGACAGGCAUCACUACGAAAUUUUCACCAAGUUUGGAGAUGAUGGUUUCCUUCUUCACUUGGACAACGCCAGAGGAUUUGGACGGCAUUCCCAUGAUGAGAUGUCCAUUCUGGCACCACUGACCCAAUGUUGCAUGAUCAAGCGCUCUACGCUGUUCAGACUGAAGCUUUUGGCGAAGUCCGAGUACCGUCUGAGUGACGUAAUGAGGGAAUCCCUGUCGCGAGACCCUCUCACGCCGGUCUUGAGUGACGAACACCUGCAGGCCUUGGACCGCCGGCUGGCACAGGUGCUCAGGACAGUGGGGAAGUGUGUGAAGAAGCUGGGAGAAACACAUGUGGUGAUCACAGACUUUGUGGAAUCAUCCGGAGUAACUACAAGACACCGAGGAGGAAAUAAGAGGUGACAGAACGAAAAGAGCUCGGGUUAGAGGAGA